Molecule: messenger RNA, 1102 nt
Organism: Ruditapes philippinarum (Manila clam)
Lineage: Eukaryota; Metazoa; Mollusca; Bivalvia; Venerida; Veneridae
Exons: 1
Coding region: 94-855 (253 amino acids)
Source: RefSeq, a predicted model, not a curated record
GUUUCAGUUGACAUUGUUAAGUUAAAGUAAAGUCACAUGCUUUUGGACAAUCAAUAGUUUUUAUUUAUUAACGAGCAAAGUAAAACUGGAACAAUGAAGGCACAUAUCUUUGCAAUAUUUACAUUAAUAGUACUUAUGGGAAUACAUUGUGACGCAGAAGUGUUGAAAAGCAAUGGAACUGCCGGUAAAGAUCUGAAUGCAAAGACACUUGUGUCCUACGGGCGGGAAUUUAAUGAUUCCUUGAUAACGAUGAUUGGAAGAGUGAUUGAAAAUUAUCACGUGUGUACUGCAUGGUCAGAAUGGUCCGAAUGUGGCGCAAAAGCAACAGAUUUUUUCUCUACCAGAACUAGAACCAGGCGUUGUGGGGAAACAGGAGCGAGAUUCGGUCAUCGUGAUGAAAUUGAAGCCGGAGUCUGUGAAGGAGGAACUGAAAACAAAACGAAGACAACGUGCCCUGUCAGUUAUCAUACGACCACAAAAGGAUUUUGCCUAAAACUGUAUACUGAAGCUAAAACUCAUUCGGAUGCGGUAUCCGUGUGCAAGAGAGAUGGAGGCUACCUUGUCAACAUUGACUCGGAUCAGAAGUAUGAUGAUAUAAAGGCAAUAAUAAUUGCAAAUAAUAUAACAACACAAAUUAACAUUGACGGCAAUCGUGUCAACUCACAGUGGAAAUUUUCUUAUGGUUCCACAAACGGAUAUUUUCACUGGUUUCCAAACAAUCCAUCCUCAAACCAUUUGUAUAACUGUUUACGCUUAGCUGGAAACAGACCUGAUGCAAAUCAUCGAUUCCGCACUUACAAUUACUUAUGCGAUAGUGAUCCGAUUCCUUUCAUUUGUGAAUUCGUUUUCAACUGAUAGUAGCUACGAAAUGAAGAGGAUGAACUAUUACCUUCAUGCGAUGUAAAUUGAGCAUCUUUAGUAGCAUACAAUGUUAAAUCACUGAAUAUUUCAAUAAUUAUUGGUAUAAGUUUGCUAUUCUUACUGUUUAUUCUUUAAAGAAAGUACUGUUUUUCUCUGCAUUUUAUCUUCUAAUAUUAUACUUGUUCAUUUCUGCAUUAAUAAAGUGAUUGAUCUUAAAAAAGAGCUUUUAUAUUUGCAUACA